Molecule: messenger RNA, 3269 nt
Organism: Drosophila busckii
Lineage: Eukaryota; Metazoa; Arthropoda; Insecta; Diptera; Drosophilidae
Product: CG5767
Exons: 11
Coding region: 81-3257 (1058 amino acids)
Source: RefSeq, a predicted model, not a curated record
ACUAAAACUUUAGCUCAAUUACGAACCGAUCGCCAAACGAUACUAAUAUCGAAACCAGUUAAGUUUUAAUUACAUUCCAAAUGUUUAAUAAAGUGUGUGUGCUAUUGCUGGCUCUUGGCCUCAGCCAGGCUGUGCCCCAUAUGCUGCUGCCCGACGUGGGCCUCAUGCAGUUCAUGAUGCGUUCUCGCGAUCUCAGCCAGGAUAAUCCAACACGCUCGCUCUCCUGCUUUGACUACUAUCUGCCGCAGCUCAAUAAUAUUGCCGACAACUACAAGACGGAAUACGCAGCCUGCCUGACUGCCGCGAAAGAAGCUGAAGCUGGCAUCGAUGACACCACCAAGGAAAAUCGCACCCGCAUUGAUAAUGCAUCUGACGACGCCUGCAAAGCUUUGACUACUUGUAGUGCAUUGUCUGGCUCCAUUGCUUACUUCGAAUGCUAUGCUGAGGCCGGCGGUGACAAUGCCAAGACCAUGUACACCAUUUCAGCCAAUUCUUCAGAGCUGUUGGCUCAGGUGCGCGAAGAAUACCGCCUUAUCGAAAUUGAGCAAUAUUCUUGCACCAACAAAUCGGAGCGUGCCUAUGUGGAGAACACCGCUAACACUUAUGAAGAGCUAAGCAAGUGUCUGUCGGGCCAAGGAAUCCCAACAAAUCCACCACCCACUGAAUCCACAGCUGCUCCCCCAACUGAAUCCACAGAGGCACCACCAACGGAUUCCACAGCUGCGCCAACAACUGAAUCCACAGCUGCCCCACCCACUGAAUCGACUGCAGCUCCUCCGACUGAGUCGACUGCAGCUCCUCCAACUGAAUCGACUGCAGCUCCUCCCACUGAAUCCACAGCUGCUCCUCCAACUGAAUCGACUGCAGCUCCCUCCACAGAAUCUACAGCAACACCAGCUACUGAAUCAACCGCAGCUCCUCCCACCGAAGAGGAUAUGCCAGAAGAGGACUUGCAUCGCAGCGCUGAGGAGCAAGCCAAAAUUAAGGACAUCUUGAGCAACUUGAAGAGUUGGCUAAGCCGUCACUCGUUUCGUCGGGAUCACCAACUAAGGAAUACAGUGGAAUACAAUAUUACCUAUAUAACUAUGAAAUUCGUGCUGUCUUUGUGCCUGCUGUUGGCUUCCGGCCACAGCGUUUUGGGCCACGUGUUGGAAUACGAUCUAUCGCCCUUUGUUGCACUACAAGAGCGUGCCAUGCGUUCUAUGGUAUCGGCCUACUCUGCUAACGAUGAUCCCGAUCUAGUUGCCAGUUGCUUCAAUAAGUAUAUUGAAGAUCAACAAGGCGUGCUGAACAACUACAACAAGGAAUACACCGUUUGCCUCUCCAGUGCUCAGGAAAAGCGCAAUCAGCUGACUGCUCAGAGUGCCAAGGAUCGCCAGGAUCUGGUGGAUCGCAGCGGAGGCAUGUGCGCUAAUCUUUAUUCCUGCGAUGAUGUCAUCGACGGAUUGGAAUUCUUUGAUUGCUAUAGAAAUGCGGCAACUAUGAACUUCGUGCUUUCUUUGUGCCUGCUGUUGGCUUCCGGCCACAGCGUUUUCGGCCACGUGUUGGAAUACGAUCUAUCGCCGUUUGUUGCACUACACGAGCGUGCCAUGCGUUCUAUGGUAUCGGCCUACUCUGUUAACGAUGAUCCCGAUCUAGUUGCCAGUUGCUUCAAUAAGUAUAUUGAAGAUCAACAAGGCGUGCUGAACAACUACAACAAGGAAUACACCUUUUGCCUCUCCAGUGCUCAGGAAAAGCGCAAUCAGCUGACUGCUCAGAGUGCCGAGGAUCGCCAGGAUCUGUUGGAUCGCAGCGGAGGCAUGUGCAAUAAUCUUGAAUCCUGCAAUGAAAUCACCGAUGGUGAUGCAAACGCUAAAUACAACAGUUUGUUUGGCAAAUAUGAGAAUAUCGAGUCAGAGCGCAGACAAUGUACCGAUGCAGCCCGCUUCGACUAUGCACAUGACUUGGAGAAAUGUGAUUCCGAGUUCAAUGAUUGUAAAUCCGGAGGAACUACAUUGGAGAACGAGACCAGACGACGCCACUUGUGGCUCUGGGCGCUGCUGUUGGUGCAGCUGCUGCUGGCGCGUGACUCUCAUGCAGAUUUGCCAGCUGAUGAGUGGCCAGAGUCCACGUCCACGCUUGACGAGUGUCACGAUGAGUACGCGCUGGCAAGUGCCAAUGCCUCAAGUAUCUAUAUGCAAAGCUUCAGCUCGUGUGAGCUGACGGCCAACGAAACGAAAUACGAUCUGAGCAUAGACGAGCAAAUGGAGCGCGAACAAAUCCAACUGGGCGCCAGCACAGUCUGCAACAAUAUGCAGCAAUGCGAUACGCUCGAUGAGGAUUUGGAGUACUUCAAGUGCAUGCAAGAUAAUGGCAAGCGCAAUCAGCAGCUGCUGAUGCAGAUCAAUUACAACGCCAGCAGCGCCGAGACUCGUCUGCGCGAGGACUACGAUGCAGUGCAGCAAACAUUUGUGCUAUGCACGCUCGAAGCGCAGCUUGUCUAUGUGAACGGCAUGCUGAAGCGCCUCAACAUGAAGCUACUGAGCAGCGUACUACUGUUGGCCAGCCUGGCCAUCUUGGCCCAAGCCAAGCCGAGCGCAGUGCAGGCGCCACUACAGGCAACUUUGGAUAAAUAUUUGAAUGCGCGUAAUUUUGAUGUGGACUCACCGGAUGUAACUGCCAACUGCUUUUCUUUGUAUCUGCCCAUGCUGAAUGAAGUUGCUGCCGCAUUCUCCAGCUCGUAUCAGGCCUGUAUUAGUGCAGCCAAUGCAGUGACUGCCAACUUGACUGCGGAGGCGCUGAAGGAGCAGUCGAUGUAUAAGCAGGAAGUGAGCAGCUUGUGCGGCGCUUUCAGUGCUUGCGACAGCAGCGACAAUGACACCUUCAGCUUCUUCACCUGCUAUGCCAGCGCGGCCCAAGCCGACAUCUCUGUGAUCUACGACAUAUCCACAAAUGCCGCCACCACCGGCAACACGCUCGCCGAGGCGCUCAAGGCCAAUCAGGAUACGGAAUACCAGUGCACCAACACCACCGAGAGCAACUAUGUGCGCGACACAGCCGCCACCUAUGAUCUGCUCGAUGCCUGCCUGAAGAAUGGUCUGCCCACAACCUCAACCGCCGCUCCCACUACAGUGGCUGUAACUCCAACUGGGACCCAAAGCUCUCAGUCUGGCGACGCUAGUGUUUCUACUAUUACCGAUGGUGCGGCCUCCUCGGUGAGCACAGCUGCUCCUCUUGUGAUCGCCUCCACAGUAGCUGCAUAUUCAUUUCAAUUUUGAAGCGCACACCAG